UACCGUAUGGAACGUUUUAGAAGGUUUGCUAUGAUUUAACAAGAUGGCGUUGCCAUCAAUAUGAAGUGCUUAUCCAAAUUUUUAAAGGUAUCGAUACUUGCCAAAAAGUACUCAUUAAGUAAAAGUAUCGAAUACAAAGUAUCGAGUACAAAAGUAUCGGUAUCGAAAGGAAAAGUACUCGAUACCACAAAGUAUCGAUACUUUUUUCGUGUCCCUAUGCCUGGGGCCUGGGUCACCUUCAAAGUCUAUGUAGGUAACAAAAAGUUUCAUUUCAUACCUAUUGUACAUUUAAUUUGUUUUGUUGAACUUGGAAUUUUAAUUACAUCACUUUCGACUUUGAAGUGCUUCAGUAUGAGUGGUGAACCUCAAGCGAAACGUACCAAAAUGAGUGCUCUGGAACAAUUAAAGCAGUACUCCACUGUAGUGGCAGAUACCGGAGAUUUUGAAGCUAUGAAAGCAUACAAGCCUACAGAUGCCACUACCAAUCCUAGCUUGAUCUUGUCUGCCGCUGGAAUGGAACAAUAUCAGCAUUUACUUGAUAAAGCAAUAAAAUAUGGGAAAGAAACAGGCAGCACAUUGGAGGAGCAAAUAUCAGAAACUUUAGAUAUGCUCAGUCUUCUAUUUGGAAGUGAGAUCCUGAAAAUUAUUCCUGGAAGAGUAUCAGUUGAAGUCGAUGCAAGAAUAUCAUUUGACAAAGAUGCUAGUAUAGCCAAGGCUAUGAAGUUGAUCAAUAUGUUUGCUGAUCACGGAAUAAAGAAAGAACGGAUUUUGAUUAAGCUAGCCUCCACAUGGGAAGGCAUUCAAGCUGCAAAGGAAUUAGAGAAGAAACAUGGAAUCCACUGCAACUUGACCCUGUUAUUUUCAUUGUAUCAAGCUAUAGCAUGUGCUGAAGCCAAUGUUACUUUGAUUUCCCCAUUUGUUGGGCGUAUCUUAGACUGGUAUGUUGAACACACUAAGAAGACCUAUGAAGGCGAAGAGGAUCCCGGUGUGCAGUCUGUAACUCGCAUCUACAACUACUAUAAGAAGUUUGGAUAUAAGACGCAGGUUAUGGGCGCGUCGUUCAGGAAUACUGGCGAGAUUCGAGAGCUAGCUGGCAGCGACCUGCUCACUAUAAGCCCUAAGCUUCUACAGGAGCUCGCUAACAAUGACGAACCGUUGAAAAGGGCUCUUGAUUCCAAAGUUGCUGCUGAAUCUGACAUCGAAAAAAUAUCGUUGACUGAGGCGCAGUUCCGUUGGCACCUUAACGAAGAUCAAAUGGCUACAGAUAAACUUUCCGACGGCAUAAGGAAGUUUGCUGCGGACACCAGAAAAUUAGAAUCUCUCAUCAAAACUCUACUUGCUAAAAAUUAAAGUUAAAAACUUGAAGUUUUUCUAUGAGGCACACCAUAGAUUUAAGCGAAAAUGGUUGAAAUGUUUCUACUCAAUUUUUAUACUAAAUGAUUUAUACUAACAUGUUAUGUAUUUUUAAGCCAUUAAAAGUACAAAAAAGACAUUCAAUGUAAAUAUCAUAUAAAAUCAUGUGGGACCAGUUGAAAGUAACAUUCCAAAUUAACUGAUAUUUAUACUAUUAAACAAAGUUUGGGAUAUGGAAUUUAAGAUCUAUUUAGUGUUAUAAAUAAAUCGGAUGAAUGAAAUAAAGUUUUUUUACUUCUUACCUACGUAUCCUUUAUUCCAUAAAGUAAUGCAUUCACGUGAUAAAACUAAUUUAGGUUAUCAAGCGCAAGUCAACAUAACUAGUGACAAGUUUGUGAUAGCCUAUUAACUAUAUUUUUUUUAACUAGCGGAUUCCCGCGACUUCAUCUCCUUGAUAUAAUUUUGGUUUCAUAUAUAAACUUUUGUCCUCUGCUUAAUCCCGAUUCAAAAUUGCAUAGGCGCAUAACUUCUUCCGUGCCACUGCACCAAAGAGAUUGUUCCGUAGCGUAA
Messenger RNA from Chilo suppressalis (striped riceborer), 1923 nucleotides. The record is from the annotation of a GenBank genome assembly. Lineage: Eukaryota; Metazoa; Arthropoda; Insecta; Lepidoptera; Crambidae.